AUGUCGAGACGUUCCAGUCCCUCUGUUCCCAACCAAAGUAAGUAAAAUUUGUCGGUUGAAUACAUUUCUAUCUGUUAUUGAGUAAGCUUAACGAAAAUUUGGUCAAGUUACGAUAGCAUUCGCGCGAAAGUAAGAAAACUCUCAUCUCGCUGCUGGGCAAUCUAUGACCUACUAAGCGUAGUAACAACCUUUUGGGAUGUUUCUAAAUUUUUAAAUUAAUUUGUGGAUGAUUACGAUAAAGAACACAACGUAUAACUUCUUGUGUAUUCACUGUUUACAUUUACAGGCGACAGCGAAUCGAGUGAUUCUGGCCUUGAUACUAUGUCUUCCUCUACGGGGAAUAGUUUUCCAUCCGAUUAUAUGGAUCUGGACGAAUUCUUGUCCGCCGCAAACAACCAAAACGCCCAAGAGAGUCAAGAGGUUCCCAAAUCCUGCGAACUGGCCAUAAAUCAUCCGGCAAACGGAGCUGUGAGGCCGGUUGCGACCACAGGCUGCAAGGAGGCGGUUGGUACGCAGGCCUCACCGUCGAAAACAUCAGCAGAAGUCAGUACUGUUCUCAACUCGAUAAUUUUGUCCAAGGUCUCUUCUCUACCUUUAAACGUUAAUCCACCAGCUAUUCAGCCUUUUGAAAGCACUUCGCAGCCAACUGCCACAAACGCUAUCAUCCAGUGGUGCAAAUCUGUAGGUAUCACACGGCAGGAGCAUGGAGAGGCGAUGGGCCCCGAACCGGGAAAGACCCCAGUGCGAAGGCGUAGAAAUUCUAGAUACGUGUACAAUCCCCUACCAAUAGCGAAAAAGGCAGACAGAAAGUUUGUCACGCAAUCUUCCAAGGAUGAAAAAUACUGGGAGCGCAGGAUUAAGAACAAUGUGGCGGCAAAACGUUCCAGGGACAUGAGGAGACAGAAAGAGAUUGAGCUUAGUGAUAAAUACAAAAACCUCGAGGAAGAGAAUACGCUUUUAAAGGAGGAAGUACAGAGACUGCGAAUCAAAGCAGCUGAGCUGGAACAAAGACUCGCGCAGAUCGCUCAGUUUCAAUCAAAUAUGUGA
Molecule: messenger RNA, 1047 nt
Organism: Porites lobata
Lineage: Eukaryota; Metazoa; Cnidaria; Anthozoa; Scleractinia; Poritidae
Source: the annotation of a GenBank genome assembly